Messenger RNA from Polistes dominula (European paper wasp), 1215 nucleotides. It is a transcript of the gene SF2, whose product is annotated as splicing factor 2. Gene Ontology annotation, molecular function: mRNA binding. Gene Ontology annotation, cellular component: nucleus; cytoplasm. The record is from RefSeq and is a predicted model, not a curated record. Lineage: Eukaryota; Metazoa; Arthropoda; Insecta; Hymenoptera; Vespidae.
UUAGAAAAAAGAAGAUUGCAACAUGUCUCACGGAGGUAGAAACGAGUGUAGGAUUUACGUAGGCAAUUUACCUCCAGACAUAAGAACAAAAGAUAUUCAAGAUCUUUUCUAUAAGUUUGGAAAAGUUACGUUUGUGGAUUUAAAAAAUCGUAGGGGACCACCGUUCGCGUUCGUCGAAUUUGACGAUCCAAGAGAUGCUGAAGAUGCUGUACACGCCAGAGAUGGAUAUGAUUAUGACGGUUACCGAUUGAGAGUUGAAUUUCCAAGAGGUGGCGGUCCAAGUAAUAAUUUCCGUGGAGGUCGUGGAGCAGGAGAUACCGGUAGGGGAGGACGAGGCGAAAUGAGUAACUCUCGAGGACGUGGUCCACCAGCAAGACGUUCUCAGUAUAGAGUGCUUGUUACUGGUUUACCUCCAUCUGGAAGUUGGCAAGACUUAAAAGAUCAUAUGCGAGAAGCUGGUGAUGUCUGCUUUGCAGAUGUAUAUAAAGAUGGAACAGGAGUUGUUGAAUUUUUGCGCUACGAAGAUAUGAAAUAUGCAGUGAAAAAACUUGAUGAUUCAAGAUUUAGGUCUCAUGAGGGUGAAGUGGCAUAUAUACGCGUUAAAGAAGAUCACAACAGUGGCGACAGAGGACGUAGUGAGGAUAGAGAAAGGGGUAGAAGCCGUUCACGAAGCUAUAGUCCAAGACGUCGUGGUUCUCCUACAUAUUCACCGUUGCGGCGUAAUUACUCGCGUUCAAGAUCCCACUCCAAAUCUCGAUCGUACGACUAGUGUGUACGUAUAUGUUUCACAUGGUAAUAUAAGUAAAUGUUUAUUGAUAUUUGCUUUACCAUGUUUUAUUAUUGCUGAUUUAAAAUUUGAUUAUAUAAAAAUUUCAAUCCAAUUAGACUUUAUAAGGAUUAUAAAAAUGUCUUUUCUGACAUAAAUAGAAUAUUCUGAUAUAUUCGGUAAAUGAAUUGGGCACAUUCCUCUUGCAUAGAAAACAUAACAACCACAAAUUUGUGACUUUUAUUUUUAAUUUUGAUAUUGUUGAUAAUUGAAUCAGCAAUAAUAUGAUAUCCCAAAUAAUCAUAAAGUAUAAUAAGUUUCAAUAGCAAGUUUCAUAAUAACAAUGAAAAGGAAUUGUGCUCAUAAUCGACUGUUAAUCAACAAAUAUGCAAAACUACACCAGUUAGGUCACUUGUACAUUAUAAAAUACAUUCCUUUAUAUUUUCAAA